Messenger RNA from Armigeres subalbatus, 1760 nucleotides. RefSeq lists its product as uncharacterized. NCBI's taxonomy places the organism in Eukaryota, Metazoa, Arthropoda, Insecta, Diptera, Culicidae. The coding region runs from base 230 to 1684 and encodes 484 amino acids. The record is from RefSeq and is a predicted model, not a curated record. The transcript is spliced from 3 exons.
CAUAGUAGUGCAAACUCGGAAAACUAAAAAAAGUAAACCGAUUUUAACCAUCGUUCCGUCCAACUGGGUUCAAAACGAUCAAGUUUGGUGGCCACCGAAUAAUUUCAUCUCCCUUUCGACGGAUGAAACAACCAUUCCGGAUUAUAAAACUUGGACAAAGCAAGCUUGCAAAGCAGUGGGGCGUACAAAAACUUUCAGAGAUGCCGAAAACGAAGUCAAUCGUCUGCAAAUGGUAACUGACUCAGAGGAUGCCGUCAACAUGACCCAAGGAACGCGAGGGCGUCCUGCUAAAAAAAAGGACAAAUUCGAAUCAAAAUCAUACAAUCUACAACCGCCUAAGAAGCAAAAAGUCGCCGUCACAAGUCCUACAAGCGAAAAAAAAUCUGUAUCAGCGCCAUCCAAUGAAUCGAAUACGCCGGUUCGCAACGAUAGAUUAUUGGAAUAUGAAGUUAUUCCAGGAUAUUCGGCAUCAGGUACGUUGGAAAGUUACCAGUUGUCCCAACAAAGUACCCUAACUCAGGAGACUCCGAUCCUAUUAUCUGGCACGGCUUCAAAUGCUAACACUUCACUAUCAAGUGGGGCUGAAGUUAUGUCGACACCAAUAUCGAACCAACUUCCGUUGAAAACUAUCACCGUAUCCCAAGGAAAUCCUAAUGAAUCGUCGUCAUUCAACGCCGCCUGUCAUGCUAAUCAAAUUGCCGGUAGCUCAAGGACAAUGACACCUAUUGCUGCGAAGACAUCCCAGUCUAGUGUGAACAAGAUCGAUGAUACAAUGCAGUCGUCGAAGAUCAUCCAAGGCAGUGACGGACGGAAAUAUGUAGAAAUGGGAUAUGAUUGCUACGCCGAGCUACCAGGGGAGACGCAGUCGACAGAGAAUGACGAAGUAAAGAUCGAUCUGGGUGAGAAUGAGAUACCAGGAAAUCUAACGGAUGAACUAAUAGAAGAACAGAACGAUGUUUCCUUUCGUGCGCUGUGCGAGCUUCAGAAUGAUAUUGCUGCUAUGAAGACAAGAUUGGAUGCAAUCGAAGCCAAAAUGGAUCAAAUACUUCUCUUCAUGGCCAAUAUAAAUAAGUUUAUGUCAAUGAAACAUUCGGGAAGUUCAACAUCGGAGAAAAAGCGAGAAUAUGAAGACUUCACUGAAUUCGAGAAGCUUUUCCCUAUCAAGGAAGAAAGUCAGAUGGCUGCUUUUGAAAUUCAAUUGAAGUGUGAGGUUUUCGCGGACAAACUAUACCGUUUCUUCCAAACUGAAUAUUGCCUGAACGGAAAACGAGAAGGUAAUCCCUUCUUUAAGAUCGUUGUGAGAAGAAUUCUAGCGCCAACAGUGCUACAACCAUUUUCAUGGAAAGGGCAAUCGAGGAAGAUACCUGGUCCCGACAAUGCGGUGGAAAACCGUAGCUUUAAGGACACAUUUCCGAAGUUUGUAAACUUAAUGCAACGCAUAGUAUGUGCCGCCGACAUUGAGUUCACUGCAGAAGCGAACGGCGAAUGUUUCAGCAAAUUGCUUCGGCAAAAGAACAUUGAGCUACAACGUUUUUUGGAUGGGAAGCCGCAAAGACAAUCCCAUUGCACUCGCGCGAGAAAGGAUAAUCCUGGAAAAACCAAAAACUGCAAUGGAGCUAAUCUCGAACAACAAGAUUUAAUUUUUAUUGACAACACACAACAACUAGAAUCGUUGGACGAAUAAUUUUAUCAGCAGACCUUGGUUUGUAGACAUAUUUGGUUGAUAAGAACAAUAAAAGAACUCGAUUUUGUAUUUUCAA